CAUCCUGACAUCUCUGAAGACAGAUUAAGAGAACAUGUUGACUACUGUGUCAGAAACUCUAGUCCUGGACCUCAUGUGUUCCUGCUGGUCCUACAGCUUGAAGGCUUCACAGAGGAGAAGAGACAGAGACUGCAGUCAGUCCUUGAACUCUUCAGUGAUGGAUCAUUUGAUCAUUCACUGGUUCUGUUAUCAACACCCAGAGAGAAGAGUUCAGGUCUCAUAGAAAAUUACAUGCAACGUCCACUGUUGGGAGACCUGUUCAGUAAAUGUCAACACAGGUUGUUGUGGCAGACAAAUCUUGAACGUCCGGAGUUGUUAACAGUCAUGGGCCAAAUUGUGAAGGAGAACAAUGGAGAUCAUGUGACGUGUGAUGUGUUUGAGGACGCAAAGGCUGAUUUACCUGGUGGUCAUGGAAGUCUGAAACAAGGGGGAGCAGUCAUUGCCAACUUGGAUCCUGUUAGAACUGUUGGGAGGGAGGGUGUGUGUCUGUGGAUGCACACACAUAUGACAAGGUACCGUAGUCGAUAUUUUUCUAUGACAACAAUGCUUGAUAUGUGCAACAAAAUCCAGCAGCAGUGGAGACAAAGGUUAUACUGUACACUUGUUGAACAAGCUGAACACAACAAAAAACCUGCAGAAAUGUGGCAUCUUCACUCUCCCCGUGGCAGACCUGCCUCGUCCCGUUCACCCACUAAACCCACCCGGUGCUCAUUCUGCUGACUGUAGUGAACAGAUGAGAAUGAGAAAAAUCUAGUGCUCAUUUUAUGUAGUUCAAUAUUCACUUCA
Messenger RNA from Monopterus albus (swamp eel), 786 nucleotides. RefSeq names its product GTPase IMAP family member 2-like. The transcript is spliced from 2 exons. Gene Ontology annotation, molecular function: GTP binding. The annotation marks the transcript as partial. The record is from RefSeq and is a predicted model, not a curated record. Lineage: Eukaryota; Metazoa; Chordata; Actinopteri; Synbranchiformes; Synbranchidae.